Scatophagus argus is the source of this 2382-nucleotide messenger RNA. It is a transcript of the gene eps8l1a, whose product is annotated as eps8 like 1a. Gene Ontology annotation, molecular function: actin binding. Gene Ontology annotation, biological process: regulation of Rho protein signal transduction; Rho protein signal transduction; positive regulation of ruffle assembly. The coding region runs from base 97 to 1704 and encodes 535 amino acids. The transcript is spliced from 14 exons. Gene Ontology annotation, cellular component: ruffle membrane; vesicle; plasma membrane. The record is from RefSeq and is a predicted model, not a curated record. NCBI's taxonomy places the organism in Eukaryota, Metazoa, Chordata, Actinopteri, Scatophagidae.
UCCUCGUGCAAACAGCUAAACUCAGUGCACAUACAACUCAGCACGAGGAUUGGUUUUGCGUGCCUUGGAUUAAAACACUCAAACUGCAGUAAAAAGAUGUCUGCACCACCUCCGGUGCUCCCCAGAAAGCACUCAGGUGUCCGGGUCAUGAUAACUCCAGGAGAGAAGCCUCCUCCUGGUGGCUUGCCCCUCUACACCAAUUCUAGCAAAGAAAAUUGUGCAACUGGGGAGUCAGAUCAUAAACAACUAGAGAAUGCAGAGAGAGAAGUGGAGAUUCUGAACCACUGCUUUGACGAUGUGGAGCGAUUCAUGGCACGCUUGCAGCAGACAGCUGUGGCUCAGAGUAUUCUCAACCAAAGGGGGACGAAGAGAAGCAAAAAGAAUAAGAAGAAGGAGGUCCAAGAUGAUGAUUUGCUGGCCAUGAAAGCUUGUCCUCCAUCAGAAGAAGAAUUUGUGGACAUUUUUCAGAAGAUCAAGUACUCUCUCUGUCUGCUGGAUCGCCUCAAGUCAUCCAUCACCCAGCCUGAUGCACCUGAGCUGUUGCAUCCCAUCUUUGUGCCUCUUAAUCUAAUGGUGAAAACCACAGGUGGGCCAGCAUUAGGGGCAUCAGUGGUCAGUCCUGCUAUGACCAGUGGUGCUGUUUCACUGCUCCAUAAACAUCUGACUGAGGAGGAAAAAGAGCUGUGGGCUUCACUGGGGCCCAACUGGACUUCACCUUGUUCGCACCUUAGUGCAUCUGUUCCUCCAUACUCACUUGUCUUCCUGGAUGGGUGGCAGCCUCAGGCCUAUGACUCAGCUGGCCAGCCUUUGGAGGAUCCUGUCAAGUUGCAGCACAAACAAGACGCUCUCACUGAAAGCAGAGUUGCACAAUCUCUACAGGACCAAGUUCGACAGACAGUGGAUGACCAUGGUGAAGGCACUGAUGAAGUAGAAGGAAAUAACCUCCCGCCAGAGGGUGAGAGACUUUACUGUUGCAGUUAUGACUUUGUAGCUCGAAACAGCAGUGAACUCUCUGUGCUACAAGGAGAAACACUAGAGGUAAUUGAGUCAUCAAAGCGUUGGUGGAAGUGUCGGAAUCGUUUUGACCAGAUCGGCUUUGUUCCCUCUAAUAUCCUGGAGCCUCUGUCGGCUCUGAAUAACACAGGGAGAGACAACCCAGUUGUGCACAGAGAGUCAAAGAAGAACGCCAUUACCCCUCGGACAAGGUUCUUCUCAUAUGCUCCACCAAGCCCAGAUGCAACCAGUCCUAUUGCUACAAGCCCACUGCGACCACAGAGCAUGAUUUUACCACCUAUAACAAUGCAGGGAGAAGACAGUGACAGAGUCCUGAUAAUGAAUGAUGAGCUUCUUGAGCGGCUGGCUGGGAAAAGAGGUUCAGUUCGUCCGGUGGUACCCCGCACUGCAGACACUUCUGCUCCCCUGAAUUACCACUCGCUACCUGCUGAGGUGGAGGCCUGGCUCACCACCAAAGGCUUCAGUCAGCAGACAGUUCAGUGUCUGGGUAUUUUAACUGCAGCGCAGCUUUUUUCGCUAAAUAAGGAUGAACUCCGCGCAGUCUCACCAGAGGAAGGUGCAAGAGUCUACAGUCAAAUCAUGGUGCAGAAGGCCCUUCUGGAGGAUGUGCACAAAGCCACAGAACUAGAGACGGUGAUGGAAAAGCAAAAGCUGAAGAUUGAUCUGAGAUCAGAGAGUGAUGAAGUGUGAUGGAGCUUUCAGACCUCCACUAAUACAGAUGUGGUAUCAGAGAUCAUUGAAGAUAAAUAUAGUAUACCCGACUGGAUGACGUUGCAAAUAGAUUCAAAACAUUUAGUCAGAUUGCAAAGUAAAGCUCACUCACCACUCUGACACUGGAACUAUUUUUUGUUCUUUUAUUCUUAUUUUUUAAGACAGAGUGGCUUCAAAUUCUUGCAAGAAUGCUAAAUUUAUUUUUACCAUUUGGUGUUCAUCAUGUGUUGUACAAUUUACAAUUUCUAUUUCUAUAUUUACGAUUUCUAGUAUCCUUUGUUGAGGCAAUAAGCAAUACAAUAAACCUAAUCACAUACAUUAGUUUGAAAAAUUAACAACAGUGAACUGAAUCUGUUUUUUAGAGCUAUAAAAACUACAUUUUGUUGUUUCUGACUCUAUAGUUGAACUUUUGAUUGUUUUUAUUGCUGACACAUCAAACUAUAUUCAGACAAUGUUACUUGUUGCAGCCAAAUGCAAUUGUAGACCAAAUACACAUAAACUGAUUUCAUAAAAACACAAAGUCUGACUCCUCAAAUGAUGCUCUCUGGAAACCAAAAUGUUUCCUGAUUCUGUGCUUUUCAUUGUGACUUCAUGUACAAUACAGAAACAUAGUUUGCACUGGCUUAAAUAAAACUUUAUGUGAAUUUUUGAUUUAUA